ACAAAAGGCAGAAAAGCUCCAGGUCAGGGCGACACAUUUCCAUUUAAGGCACUUUUUUCAUCACCUCCCCUCGUUCCCGGCCGGUCGCACUGCUUCCCAAAGCCCCGCGUCUCCUAUUGGGCCCUGUCUGCACGCUGUCGUAAUUGCUCGGUGACAAGUGGAGAUGAAGGAAUAAUUGUCAGGAGAUAGGGGUCUUUUUUUUUUUUCUUUUUUUUUUUUUAAUGGGUGCACUGCCGAUUUAAGUAUGCAUGAGCGACGCGUGAGGGACGGGGCCAAAGAGGCGCUUGUUUAUGAUGCGAGUCUGUAUAAACACAGUUGGAGUGAUGACACUGAUAAUCGCAUGCUCUUCCCCGUGACGCGCGACUCUCCGCGAAACACCCUCUCCAGCCUGCCGUCCCACACCGCUUACCUGCAGGCCCUACAAGCAGCAAGGCAAUUACUCCUACAGCAACCAGGCAGUGGCCUGAAAUCUCCAAAGAACAACGACAAACAGCGUCCGUUGCAGGUGCCAGUGUCUGUGGCAAUGAUGAGUCCACAGGUGAUCACACCCCAACAGAUGCAGCAGAUCCUUCAACAGCAGGUCCUUUCCCCCCAACAGCUCCAAGCCCUCCUACAACAACAACAAGCAGUCAUGCUUCAGCAGCAGCACCUGCAAGAGUUUUAUAAGAAACAACAGGAGCAACUCCAUCUACAGCUUUUGCAGCAACAGCACCCAGGAAAACAAGUGAAAGAGCAACAGCAGCAGCAGCAGCAGCAGCAGCAGUUGGCAGCACAGCAGCUGGUCUUUCAGCAGCAGCUCUUGCAAAUGCAGCAACUGCAGCAGCAGCAGCACCUGCUCAACAUGCAGAGGCAGGGCCUCCUCUCUCUGCCCCCCGGCCCAGGACAGCCCACCCUCCCCGGACAGACUCUGCCGCCAGCUGGUCUGAGCCCUGCCGAACUCCAGCAACUUUGGAAAGACGUCACCAGUAGCCAUGCCAUGGAGGACAAUGGGCUAAAACAUAGCGGCCUGGACUUGAGCACCACCAACAACUUGUCCACUACCUCCACCAGCAACCCCAAAGCUUCUCCGCCCAUCACCCAUCACUGCAUCUCCAACGGCCAGUCCCCGGCCCUCAACAACCGGAGAGAGAGUUCGCUGCAUGAAGAGACCGGAGCAUCACACUCCCUCUAUGGUCAUGGAGUGUGCAAGUGGCCAGGAUGUGAAAGUAUUUGUGACGACUUUGGACAGUUUUUGAAGCACCUUAACAAUGAACACGCUCUGGACGACAGGAGUACCGCCCAGUGCCGAGUACAGAUGCAGGUGGUACAACAGCUAGAGAUACAGCUUUCUAAAGAACGUGAGCGUCUUCAGGCGAUGAUGGCACACUUGCACAUGAGGCCCUCAGAGCCCAAACCAUCACCAAAACCGCUGAAUCUUGUCUCCAGCGUCACCAUGUCAAAGAACCUCCCGUCUGUCUCGCCCCCCAACUUACCUCAGACGCCCACCACGCCCACCGCUCCAGUCACGCCCCUUUCCCAGAUGCCCCAGGUGCCCAAUGUCCUCAGUCCCGCCAAUGUGCCCAGCAUGGGCGCCAUGCGCAGACGCCACACUGACAAAUACUCCAUGCCCUUGUCCUCAGAGAUCGCCCCAAACUACGAGUUUUACAAGAACGCCGACGUCAGGCCGCCGUUUACUUAUGCAACCCUCAUCAGGCAGGCCGUCAUGGAGUCAGGUGACAUGCAGCUAACGCUCAACGAAAUCUACAGCUGGUUCACGCGCACCUUCGCCUACUUCAGACGCAAUGCCGCCACCUGGAAGAACGCAGUGCGACACAACCUCAGCCUGCACAAGUGUUUCGUCCGAGUGGAGAACGUAAAGGGCGCCGUGUGGACUGUGGAUGAAAUGGAAUAUCAGAAACGCAGAUCUCAGAAGAUAACAGGGAGCCCAACGCUGGUCAAGAACCUGCCAUCCAGUCUGGGUUAUGGGGCAGCUCUCAACGCCAGCUUACAGGCUGCGUUGGCGGAGACCUCUUUGCCGCUGCUGGGUAAUCCAGGCUUGAUGAAUAGCGCGUCAGGUAUGAUGGGGGCGAGUCCUCCAGGACUGAUGAGCGGCAGCCCGACCGGCCUAUUACAGGGCAGCAUGCAUGAAGAUCUCAACGGCACACUAGAUCACCUGGACACUAACGGACACAGCAGUCCCGGAUACUCCCCACACACCCAACUAUCAUUUUUUCGCUUACACAGGCCUCCAAUUUACGUCAAGGAGGAGCCACUAAACAUGGACGACGAGGACUGUCCGAUGUCAUUGGUGACCACAGCCAAUCACAGUCCUGAGCUAGAUGAUGACCGGGAGCUUGAGGAGGGCAACCUAUCGGAGGAUCUGGAAUGACUAUUUUGCCCCACCCCUCCGCCGGGGCUCUGCCCCUUUCAGGCCCCGCCCCUCAACUAAUCCACAACCACCACGAACGCAAAAAGACUGGAAGCAGCAGGCGGGAGUAUUUAUUUAGCAUGCAUCUGGAGACUGGCCCAAAUAAAAUCGAUAGCGCAGAUCUUUAGGGACCACAGAUGGACAGACAUGAGACGUCUGCUGUUUAAAAACAAACAUAAAAGGAAGAACAAAAGGACAAGAUUUCAUUGGAAGCAGCUCGGCCACCUCACACAACGAACACGAGGCUCACGGACUGAAAAAAGACAGAAGUGAAACGGGAGUGAGUCCGUUUUGUAGAAAGCCAACGGCCACAUAUACUGCCAAAAAAAGAAGUUUUAAGUUUGUGAAUAUCCAAGCCACAUUAGUCGUCGGUGUUAGAUGCAAUUGCUGGUUCAAUUCAAGUUGUUGCUCUGUUAUUUUUUGCAC
Molecule: messenger RNA, 2833 nt
Organism: Sinocyclocheilus anshuiensis
Lineage: Eukaryota; Metazoa; Chordata; Actinopteri; Cypriniformes; Cyprinidae
Product: forkhead box protein P2
Exons: 16
Coding region: 245-2368 (707 amino acids)
Biological process (GO): regulation of transcription by RNA polymerase II
Cellular component (GO): nucleus
Molecular function (GO): RNA polymerase II cis-regulatory region sequence-specific DNA binding; DNA-binding transcription repressor activity, RNA polymerase II-specific
Source: RefSeq, a predicted model, not a curated record